Molecule: messenger RNA, 3363 nt
Organism: Ochotona curzoniae (black-lipped pika)
Lineage: Eukaryota; Metazoa; Chordata; Mammalia; Lagomorpha; Ochotonidae
Gene: USP43
Product: ubiquitin specific peptidase 43
Exons: 15
Coding region: 1-3363 (1120 amino acids)
Biological process (GO): protein deubiquitination
Molecular function (GO): cysteine-type deubiquitinase activity
Source: RefSeq, a predicted model, not a curated record
AUGGACCCGGGCCCGGGGGACGCGGUGGCAGAAGGUCCACCCGCCGCGCCUCGGCCCCGCCGCCGCCGCUCCCUGCGCCGCCUGUUCAGCCGCUUCCUGCUGGCACUGGGCAGCCGCUCCCGCUCCGGGGAUUCACCGCCUCGGCCCCAGCCUCAGCCUCAGCCUCAAUCCCAGCCGGGAUACUGCGAUGGCGAUGGUGAGGGGGGCUUUGCCUGCGCCCCGGGAGCUCCGGCUUCAGGCGCUCCGGGGAGCCCCGGGGAGGAGCACCCGCCCGGCUCCCAGCCCCAGUUCGCCGGGGACGACGGGGCGCGGCCGCCGGGAGCGCAGGGCUUGAAGAACCACGGCAACACCUGUUUCAUGAACGCUGUGGUGCAGUGUCUCAGCAACACGGACCUGCUGGCCGAGUUCCUGGCGCUGGGGCGCUACCGGGCGGCGCCGGGCAGCGCCGAGGUCACGGAGCAGCUGGCGGCGCUCGUGCGCGCGCUCUGGACGCGCGAGUACACGCCCCAACUUUCCGCCGAGUUCAAGAACGCUGUUUCCAAGUAUGGCUCGCAGUUCCAAGGCAACUCCCAACAUGACGCCCUGGAGUUCCUGCUCUGGCUGCUGGACCGCGUGCAUGAGGACCUGGAGGGCUCGUCCCGAAGAGCUGCCUCCCAGAAGCUGCCUCCUCAAGCCAGCAAACCCUCUGAGAACCUCCUGGCGUCAUCCCCCCAGCUUCCUCCAGGCCAGAGCUUUGUGCAAAGCCACUUCCAAGCCCAGUACAGGUCUUCCUUGACUUGUCCACACUGCCAGAAACAGAGCAACACGUUCGAUCCGUUCCUGUGCGUGUCCCUGCCCAUCCCCCUGCGUCAGACGAGAUUCUUGAGCGUCACUUUGGUCUUCCUCUCCAAGAGCCAGCGGUUCCUGCGGGUUGGCCUGGCUGUGCCUAUCCUCAGCACAGUGGCAGCUCUGAGGAAGAUGGUAGCAGAAGAAGGCAGCGUCCCGGUAGAUGAGGUGAUCUUGGUUGAACUGCACCCUAGUGGAUUCCAGCGGUCUUUCUUUGAUGAUGAGGACCUGAAUACCAUUGCAGAGGGCGACAAUGUGUACGCCUUCCAAGUCCCUCCGUCGCCUGGCCAAGGGACGCUGUCAGCUCACCCACCGGCUCUGUCGGUCUCGCCACGCCUGGCAGCCCGUGAGGGUCCGCGACAGUCCCUGCUUCUCCACAGUGAGAACAAGGUGCUAAUCCUCCUCUGUAACUUGGUAGGGUCAGGGCAGCAGGCUAGCAGGUUCGGGCCGCCUUUCCUGAUAAGGGAAGACAGAACCGUUUCCUGGGCCCAGCUCCAGCAGUGUAUACUCAAUAAGGUCCGCUGCCUCAUGAGGAGUGAGGCCCCCGUGCAGAAUCUGGGGUCUCUCUUCUCCGUCCGGGUUGUGGGCCUCUCCCUGGCCUGCAGCUACCUGUCCCCACAGGACAGUCGGCCCCUCUGUCACUGGGAAGUGGACAGGGCUCUGCAUCUGCGCCGGCCAGGAGGCCCCCCACACAUCAAGCUAGCCGUGGAGUGGGACAGCUCUGCCAAGGAGCGCCUGUUUGGGAGCAUCCCCGAGGAGCGGGUCCAGGAUGCUGACAGCGUGUGGCGGCAGCAGCAGGCCCACCAGCAGCACAGCUGUACACUGGAUGAGUGUUUCCAGUUCUACACCAAGGAGGAGCAGCUGGCCCAGGACGACGCGUGGAAGUGCCCGCACUGCCAGGUCCCCCAGCAGGGCACAGUGAAGCUGAGCUUGUGGACGCUGCCGGACAUCCUCAUCAUCCACCUCAAGAGGUUCUGCCAGGUCGGGGAGAAGAGGAACAAGCUCUCCACGCUCGUCAAGUUUCCGCUCUCUGGACUCAACAUGGCUCCCCACAUGGCCCAGAGCAGCAGCGCGGGCCCCACGCCGCCGGGCCCGGGCCCCUGGCCCUCCUGGAAACAGCCAACCUGCCUGCCCACCACCUACCCGCUGGACUUUCUCUAUGACCUGUACGCUGUCUGCAACCACCACGGCAGCCUGCAAGGUGGGCAUUACACAGCCUACUGCAGGAACUCCCUGGACGGUCGCUGGUACAGCUACGACGACAGCACCGUGGAACCUCUCCGGGAAGAUGAGGUCAGCACCCGGGGGGCCUACAUCUUGUUUUAUCAGAAGCGCAACAGCAUCCCGCCCUGGUCAGCCAGCAGCUCCAUGAGAGGCUCCACCAGCUCCUCCUUAUCCGACCACUGGCUCAUGAGGCUCGGGAGCCUCAACAGCAGCACCAGGGGAAGCCUGCUGUCCUGGAGCUCCGCCCCCUGCCCCUCACUGGCCCGGGUCCCCGACUCUCCUGUGCUCACCAACAGCCUCUGCACUCAGGACAAAGGAGGAUUGGAGGCCAGGCCUUGGAGUCGAGGCACCUACACCAGGAGCACCAGCGUGAAGACGCCUGCCGCCUCCCGGACCAAGCACGGGCCCUUCAAGACCAUGCCUCUCCGAUGGUCCUUCGGGCAGAGAGAGAAGCGAGCAGGGACCUCAGCUGAGCUGGUCGAGUACCUGGAGUCCAGACGCCGGCCUCGGUCCACCAGCCAGUCCAUCGUGCCGCUGCUAACUGGCGCUGCUGGCGGGGACGAGAAGUCAGCCUCGCCCCGAUCCAAUGGCACCCUUUCUGUCGAAGCCAGCGAGAAGGGUCUGCCCCUGGUGCCCUGUCCCCCGGGUCAUCCCUGUCCAGAUCCAAUCCCUGCCAACACAGCAAGGAGACUAAAGGAGAACGUGAGUCAGGACAUUAGACUCCCCAGAAAGUUUGAUCUGCCGCUCCCCGUCAUGCCCUCCAUGGAGACGGAGAGACCGGCCAGGCCCGAGGGCCAGAGGAGCGCCAACUGGAAGGGGAGUGGCCACAUGCGGAGCCACAGUAGCCCUUCCUCUCCCUCUGGGACACUGUCCCGAAACAGCAGGGAUCCCACUGCCAAAGCCAGGGCGACUGCCACGGGGGACUCGGAGCGGGAUAGAGUCCCUCAGGGGACACUCACCCUACUGAGGUCUGUGUUUUGGAAGAAGGAGACGAGGAAGAUGCACAAAGAAGAGGGCUCCCCGCCCCCAGGGAGUGGCAGGCUGAGCCCCGCCACUGCCACCCUGGAUCAGCAGGCUGGAGGCUCGUCCCCUGCCCUCAGGGUCCAGGAGAGCCUAGCCAGGGACGUCCAGUCUGCGCCCAGCUCACUCCACCUCCCUCGCAAGACCAGCAGGCCUCCCGUGAGAGGUGGCGCCCUGGGUGUGGCACACAGGCUUGUCCCUGGGGAGCAGACCCCCUGUGGCACCUUGCAGAAGGUCAAGUAUCACACCCUUUCCUUAGGGCGGAAGAAGACCUUGCCCGAGUCCAGCUUCUGA